CCGCCGUUUGGUUUAAAAGGGUUUUCGCUGGCGGGUGCGUACACAGUUAAUACAGGAGGCUUUCCUGGAAAUACCAGUUGUCUGGAGUAACAGCGUCAAGUAUCAGAAGAGUACAAUGAAAAUGUUGUUCGCAGUGGUCUUGUUGGGAUUUGUUGCAUUGUUUGAUCCUGUGUACGGGGCCACCUGUAAAAGUAACACCACCUCCUGUGUGGCAACAAAGUACACUCAAGCGGCAUGUAAUGCCUCAAAAAUUUGCGCUUGUGAAGUUGGUUAUUUCCCAAUCCGUACCGGAUGCGGAAUGAAAUAUUCCAAACCAUCUGUGAUUCUACCGGAUGGAAACAGCUUUGAAGUUCUGGAGGGUAAGAGUGCAGUGCUGACAUGUUCCACAGUUGCUCCAGUCGUUGACUGGUAUUACGACAAUGGUACUUUCAUCACUACAGGCACGACCUACACUCUUGCAUCGGCCUCGGCUGCUAAUGUAGGAAAAAUUAAAUGCAAGGGGAAGUUGGAGAAAACAGACAGUGCACUAGACUCGGACUUCAGUGACGCUCUGGACAUUAAACUGAUCAAAAAAACAGGAGAAGUAACCGAAAAGCCAAUAUUUAUAGCUACUCCAUCGAGCUUGUUCUCUGGUAAAAAUGCUACUUUGAGAUGUACUAAUAUACCAAUGGGCUAUGAUACGACCAAGAUCAAGUUUAAGUUAUCUAAUGGAACUGAGAUAACUUCUCCUUUGGUCAUGACAAGUGACCUAAAAGAUAUAAAAGCUCUAUGUAAUUUAUCUGAUACGUCGGCACACGCUGUAACUAACGCCAGUGAACUUGGCUCUUUACCAACACAGACAACUACCAUUUCAUCCGUGUUGGUGACGUCUACUGCUGUUGACAAAUCUAUCUACUCAGUUGAUGAAGCAAUUAUAUUGACUUGUGUGACUACCCCUGGUCCAAAUUUUGUGGACAUCUCAACUAAAUCAAUCACUUACCAAUGGCUGAGUAACGCCACUGUUGUGCAAAACUCAUCGUCAGCUACGUACAAUUUACCGAAGGCUGCAGGAAACUACAUAAUCAGUUGUAAUGCCACUUACGGUGAGGCACAUACAGCAUCGAGUAAUUCAAUAAAUAUAACACGCAGUAGUACUUACCUAACUAAGCCUACUAUCCUAGCGAACCCUACAAAUCCGGUUUUGGGAAGUCUGUUGACAUUGGCCUGCGUUAGCAAUUAUACAGAUGUUACUUAUAGCUGGAAGAUGGGUACAGAGUACAUUGCCCAACAGUUUGACCACACCAUACAGCUGGACAGCUUAACAGCCAGUGAUGCUGGAGCCUACGUGUGCAUCGUCAAGAGAAGCGCGGUCACCAUGACCUCUGAAGUUUUCACCAUCUCGAAUGGUCACGUGCUUACAAUAUGCUCAGCACUCGUCUAUGGACUGUUGUUUAUGAUCUCACGACAUUUGGUUUAAAUUUACCAUGACAACCUCGGCCAUCACAAGCAAAAAAGUUUUUGAUGUUUAAUUAGUAUUUUAGCGUAAUCAAAUAUUAGAAAUUACACUGCAAUAAGAUUUAAACUAUCUUAUGAACCGAAACAAUUACAUAAGAAUACCUAAAGAUAUUUGUCGCAGAAUUUUUCAAAUGAAAAUAUAUUUUCAAAUACAUUUCAAUUACUUUUAAUGGGUAAUUUAUAUUGGGGAUUUUCACCAUAGAUUUUAAACAAUGUAAACUGGUCUAUGUUUGUUUUUAGAUUUUGAAAAUCCAGUUGACAUUCUUGUAAGUGUUAGAAUGCAGUAGAGAAGAUCUGAGGAUGGAGGCGGUAUAAGAAUAAACAAAGCCAGAAUAUAACACAAGCAAAAUACAAAAAAAAUACUUUGAAAAAAACAACAAAGCGUAUAUUAAGUGUAUCAAUUGGUUUGGAUCAGUCUUGUAAAUAAAUUUGUAAUUAGCCUCAGACGAAAAACAACACUUCUGUCAAGUACUAUUUCUUUCCUUUGUUGGAUAUACUAAAAAAAAAAAAAUAAGUUUACUGUCAAUAGUUAAUUAAUUAAUUGGUUAUUUUUUUAAAUGAUUCUUGUGUUGUCAUGUAAAAGAAAUAUUUGUGCGAAAUUUCAGUGUGAUCAGAGAUUGGGUGUUGGACAAAUAACAUGUACAAACAUUUGGCCAGACAGACAGACAGAGUUGAUAGAAGCUUUGUAAAAAAAAAAAGGUGUUAGAUUGGCAGAAAUUUUAAAAUAAAUAGACUAGUUCAAAAAGACGCUACAUUGAAAGAGCAAUGGUGUUAGGUAAAUAGUUUUUAAAAUAGCUUAUGAUAAAGAGCUCCAAAAUUUGAUUUUACGGUGUUACAAAGUGCGUUAAACAUAUAUCGUAAACCUUUUUAACUGAACAGAUGUCAACAUUUAUUUAUUCUACACACCAAAUACAUUGGAAAAUUAUCAGUGUAUAGUUAUCCACCAGAGUUCGAACUAUCGAUUCUGUAGGAUUGGAUUGUUUAUUAGCACUCAGAUUAACAUUAUUUUCAGGAAUAUUUUUUUACCUUUUCAUUGUAAAACUUUGAUUAUUCACUAUGAACAGUACAGAAGAGAAAACAAAGUCUUUAAAUCAUGUUUUUUUAUGUUGUAUCAAGAAUUUCCCGUCCAUCCUGGAAAAUUAUUAUCAUUAUUAUUCUGUUUGUCUUUAAUGUUGAAACAAUGUCUAAUUUUACUAUAAAAUAUUUGACAAGUCAAUUUUGACUUUAUGAUUGUUUUCUGAUGCUUGGAAUAACAGAUUAUUUGCAUAUUAUGUAUAUACGUGAUUGUAAAAUAUUUGUGAAGUAGAAUGGUUGAGCUGAUAAACAUCGCCAUUGUGCGCAUGUCAAGGAGGGGAUAAGAAAUAAAGAAAUCCACGAACAAUUCAGUUCUGCUGAAAAAAAGAUGUCACUAUGAAAAUUUGACAAUGUCAUUUUGGAUGUGAUUUAUGACAUGGUUUUCUUUGAAGCAUUAGGGUGGCUGAGGGAGGAGGCUUUUAUUGAAAAUUAUUUCGUUAGUUGUGACCUCCCCUCCUAAGCACGUGUUCAUGCCAAGGCCAUUUCUGAAUGCAUUCCACGCUUCGUAACGCAGUUAGGCUUAAAUAUGUCUAGUUUUGGAACACAGUACAUUCGAGUAGAAAAAAAGUUGUGGAAAAGAAGUGGGUCAUAAAAAAAUACUUAAAAAAAAAAGAAUAUUCCUCUAUUAUGAAGAUAAUGACAUUUUCGUAAGAGCGAUUUAAUUUACUCUAACUAAAGAAUGAUAAAUCUAACCGAAACCUCAUUGAUAUUUGCCCCGUACUGUGGUAAAGCUAUCACCACUUUGGCCUACAGAUUAUCAUAAAGAUGUUAUGUAAUCUGGUGUGUUUAUAGUCAGUGCGCAUAUUGACAAUAUGUUUCUAGCUCCCACGUAGUCAGAUGUCUUUCUUUAAGCCUUAUAAUGAUAGCAAUCCUAAAACAUUCCAUAAUCUAAAUACAUUCCUCAUCCCUUUAUGUUUAUUUGGAAGGGAAAUAAUCAUUCUUUCCCAACAACCUCAGUUUUAAACAAAAAGGUUAUUCCUCUUUAAGAAAGCUUAUUUAUACAUUUCUCUCUGCUGUAAGAUCAUUGUAAAUGUAUUAU
Messenger RNA from Biomphalaria glabrata, 3607 nucleotides. RefSeq lists its product as uncharacterized. Lineage: Eukaryota; Metazoa; Mollusca; Gastropoda; Planorbidae. The record is from RefSeq and is a predicted model, not a curated record. The transcript has 10 exons. The coding region runs from base 116 to 1456 and encodes 446 amino acids.